Molecule: messenger RNA, 2001 nt
Organism: Sclerotinia trifoliorum
Lineage: Eukaryota; Fungi; Ascomycota; Leotiomycetes; Helotiales; Sclerotiniaceae
Source: the annotation of a GenBank genome assembly
GCACAACAAUCACGUUAUUUUUACAACUUUCUUUACUAUUUAACUCAGUUCGUCGUCUCAUUACAGCUUUGUAUAGCUUCAAUUUUUCUACUUUAGGAAUUACAUUACAACUCAUUUCAAAAUGCCAACCUUUGGUCCUGGAGCUGAAUUAGGGAUCAACUAUGAUGGAGCACCUAUGGACCACCCCGUUGAGUCAUUACCCCGCCAGGUUGAGCCAUGGUCACCAAGCUCUUGGACUACAAAACCAAUCAAACAAGACGCGAUAUAUGAGGAUCGAAAGGUUGUAGAGAAGUCUUUAUCAAAACUUCAACAUCUUCCUCCCAUUGUCACCCCUACAGAAAUUAUUCGGCUCAAGGAAAGUCUACGAGAUGUGGCUCUUGGAAAGGCAUUUCUUCUUCAAGGCGGUGACUGUGCUGAACUAUUUGACUACUGUGAGGAGAAUGCAAUUGAAUCAAAGAUUAAGCUCUUACUUCAGAUGAGUUUGGUUCUCGUUUGGGGUGCCAACAAGAAAGUAGUCAGAAUUGCAAGAAUGGCUGGUCAAUAUGCAAAGCCGAGAUCAAGCCCCACAGAGAUGGUAGAUGGCAAGGAGACACCAUCUUUUAGAGGUGAUAUCUUGAAUGGCUACGAUGUCGAAGAGAGAAACUUAGACCCACAGAGACUUGUUAGGUAAGCAUAAAUCUGAGAAUUAUCACGGUACUUGACUGACUCACAGUAGUGCAUACUUUCACUCGGCAGCCACUCUCAACUUCAUUCGGGCAUCUCUAUCAUCUGGUAUUGCCGAUCUUCAUAGUCCGAUGAAUUGGGGUCUUGGUCACGUUCGGGAUCCUGAGUUACAAGAGAGAUACUCGAAAAUUGUUGAUUCCAUCAGCGAGAGCUUACGUUUCAUGCGUACUAUUGGUGCAGAUACUGCGGAUCAACUUCGAGGAGUUGACCUCUACACCAGUCAUGAGGGCCUUUUACUUGAAUAUGAACAGAGCCUUACUCGAAGACUUAAAGAUCCGUCUCAAAACUCACAAGCCGAUGCAAACAGCAAUAAAAAUAUCGAUCCUACUGAGGACGGAAAGGCAUACUUCAAUACAUCGGCACACUUCCUUUGGAUUGGUGACCGAACAAGACAAGUGGAUGGAGCACAUAUUGAGUACUUCCGUGGUAUAGCUAAUCCAAUCGGUGUCAAAGUGGGUCCCACGACUUCUUGUUCGGAUCUUUUGGAGCUCCUUCGAAAGCUCAAUCCAACAGUAGAAGUCGGUAAGAUAACACUUAUAACUCGUUAUGGAGCUUCAAAAGUCCGUGCACUUCUUCCCAAACACAUCCGAACAGUUGAGGAUAGUGAAUAUGCUCGAAGUGUGGUUUGGCAAUGUGAUCCAAUGCACGGAAACACAAGAUCUACGUCAACCGGCAUUAAGACGAGACAAUUUACAGAUAUAUUUUCCGAGCUUCAAGAGACUUUGGCAGUUCAUCAAGAAGAAGGAAGCUAUCUUGGAGGAGUUCAUCUUGAAUUGACCGGUGAUGCUGUGACGGAAUGCACAGGCGGUAGUGAGGGACUUGCUGAGGAAGAUUUAUCACUUAACUAUACCAGUUUCUGUGAUCCAAGAUUGAACGAAAAACAAGCACUAGAAAUGGCUUUCUUGAUCGCAAGCCAUUUCCGUGAGGGACAUACUAAAAAUUAGAUUAAAUGGACAAAAUUUAGUAAGAUCUUACAUAUUAUCGUCGUUCAUGCUGGGACUAUCGGGAAGUCAAACACACUUCUUAGCGACUGUCCUCUUUCUUGUGUUAUUUCCAAUUCCUUUUUUCAUCCUGGAACUUCAGAGCAAUACUUUCAUUGUGAAUUUUGAGAUAUGGUGAGAUUUGGUGAUGGUGAUGAUGAACACAAGUAUAAGUAUAGUUUCCUGAAUCCUAAUGAUGACGACAGUAAUACUUUGGGAUAUAGCUUGUUGUCACUACCUAUUGGCUAGUAAAGCAGAGAAGUCCAAAAUCACAAUUUUAUUUUCAUAUCUCUACUUC